GGACUGCGAGCGGCCGGGAGCGCGCUGUGGACUCCGCGGCCGCGAGUAGUUAGUUAGUUGUGUCAGUUGCUCGGUGGCGGCGGCCGCGAUCACCAGUAAGGGGACGGGACAGGCGGCAAUGGUGAUCAUUGCAACGGCGUGUGCUCCCCUCAGGUGUCUGUCUAACCCAAGACUCAUGCUAGAUGGUUCCUGGUGAUCUGUCUUACAAACCUAAGGACUCCCUGAGCUCUGCCUAAUGCUUGGCUGUGGGACUCAGCAUCUGUUCCCAUCAGUUGCUGGGUGAAGUCUCUCUGCUCUCUUUGAUGAAGACUCUGUUAGGUUCCAGUCCCAGAACACUCUACAGGCAGGACAAACUUUAGGAUCGAAGGUGUUGUGCCUGGGUUGGUGUUCAAUCCCUCCACUGGAGAAACACUGGUACCUUUAGAAUACAGGAAUGAGAGGCAAGGAAGAAAGGCCAUUCAUCAUAAGAAGAUUUGAAUCACUUUGAAAUUUUAAAGGAAUGUAACACUUGCUGCUAAACUAUCUUGGUCACCACAAGGAACAAAGUGCUUCAGAGUUAAAUGGAAGUCUUCACUAAACAAAAGGAGGAAAACUAACGACAGCAGAAAAGAAAUAGCAAUUUUAGGCAUAUAAUCGGGUCAUCGAGAUGGCUCAGCAGAUUGAUCAUACUUAGAGGAGCUGCUGUAACCACACAUGAGGUGAAGACUAACAGAUGCAAAUGCAAGUCUUGCUAUGCGCUGAAGAAACCGCAUUGUCUGUGAAGUUCUAUUUUUAAAAAUGUCUGCUUGUAACACCUUUACUGAACACGUUUGGAAACCCGGCGAAUGCAAGAAUUGCUUUAAACCUAAAAGCUUACACCAGCUUCCUCCAGACUCUGAGAAGACACCCAUCACCCAUGGUAAUGUAAAAACUAAUGCCAACCAUAGUAACAACCACCGCGUCAGGAACACCGGGAAUUUCCGGCCCCCUGUGGCAAAGAAACCCACUAUUGCUGUGAAGCCCACUAUGAUGGUAGCAGACGGGCAGAGUGUAUGUGGUGAGCUAAGCAUCCAAGAACACUGUGAGAACAAACCUGUCGUCCUGGGCUGGAACCAAAACAAGACGGCUUUGAGCCAGAAACCACUUAACAACAAUUCUGAAGACGAUGCUGAAGGCUUUGGCCGUGUCCCCCAGCAAUGCAGCAAUAAUGACAGCGCAAAGAAGAUGUCCAACAACAACAACGGACUCACUGAAGUGCUGAAGGAGAUAGUGGGUCUGGAUGUCACGCCUCAGAUGAGAAGAAACGAAACAAACUCCAGAGAAACAUUCCUGGGAAGAAUAAACGAUUGCUACAAACGAUCAUUGGAAAGAAAGAUCCCACCAAGUUGCAUGAUAGGGAGCAUGAAGGAUUCUCAGGGCAAGCACGUGAUUCUGAGUGGGAGCACAGAGGUCAUCAGUAAUGAAGGGGGCAGGUUCUGCUACCCUGAGUUUUCCAGUGGAGAGGAGAGCGAGGAAGACGUGCUUUUCAGCAACAUGGGAGAGGGGCACGAGAGCUGGGACGAGAGCGACGAAGAGCUGCUAGCCAUGGAGAUUCGCAUGAGAGGGCAACCUCGCUUUGCUAACUUCAGGGCUAACACUCUGUCUCCUGUUCGAUUCUUUGUGAGCAAAAAAUGGAAUACGAUCCCGUUACGUAAUAAGUCUCUGCAGAGAAUCUGUGCUGUGGACUAUGAUGACAGCUAUGAUGAAAUACUUAAUGGCUAUGAAGAAAAUUCUGGGGUCUCCUAUGGUCAAGGAAGCAUUCAGAGCAUGGUGUCAUCUGAGUCCACAUCGCCAGAUUCCUCAUUUACAGAGGAGUCACGUUCUGAAACAGCCAGCAGUUUAUCUCAGAAGAUCUGUAAUGGGGGGCUAUCUCCUGGUAACCCAGAAGAGUCUAAAGACAUGGCAGAAACCGAGUCUAGUUAUGAAAGACCUCCUGGUAAGAAUGAGGAGAAGGACUCAUCACUAACUUCCAAAAGCUCAGCAAAAGUUCCAGAGACACACAAAGCAGUCCUCGCUCUCCGCUUAGAGGAGAAGGAUGGCAAAAUUGCAGUACAAACUGAGAAGCCAGAAAACAAAGCCUCUACAGAUAUCGCUGGCCAAGCAGUCACCAUCAGCCUCGUCCCUGUAGAAGAACAGACAAAGCCAUACCGCGUUGUGAAUCUGGAACAGCCGCUGUGUAAGCCAUAUACUGUUGUGGACGUGUCGGCAGCCAUGGCCAGUGAGCACCUUGGGCGCCCCAAGAUAAAAGGCUCAUCCUCUACUCCAAACUCUCCAGUAACAUCACCUGCCUCGGCACCAGGACAAAUGAAUGCCCAUGUCAAAAAAUCCAGUGCAAUCCGAUACCAGGAAGUGUGGACUUCCAGCACCAGUCCACGACAAAAGAUCCCUAAAAUUGAAUUAAGUACUGGGGGAACUGGGCCAAAUGUCCCUCCAAGGAAAAACUGCCAUAAAUCAGCACCUACUUCACCCACAGCUACAAACAUUUCCUCCAAAACCAUCCCUGUUAAGUCACCUAAUUUAUCUGAGAUAAAAUUUAACAGUUACAACAAUGCUGGGAUGCCACCUUUCCCCAUUAUCAUUCAUGAUGAGCCAUCCUAUGCCCGGAGUUCCAAAAACGCUAUUAAAGUUCCCAUUGUUAUUAAUCCAAAUGCGUAUGACAAUCUCGCCAUCUACAAAAGUUUUCUGGGAACAAGUGGAGAACUCUCAGUGAAAGAAAAAACCACAAGCGUAAUAAGCCAUACUUAUGAAGAAAUAGAAACUGACAGCAAGGUGUCUGAUAAUGCCACUAACAAGCUCCCAGACUAUCCCCAAGCCAAAGGCUUUUCCAACAGCACAGAGCGUAAAAGAGGCUCCGUAGCUCAGAAGGUUCAGGAGUUUAACAAUUGUCUCAACAGAGGUCAGUCUUCUCCACAAAGGAGCUAUAGUUCCAGCCACAGCUCCCCAGCAAAAAUCCAGAGACCCAGUCAAGAGCCUGUGGCCAAAACAGAAGGCAUUCAGGAGUCUCAGGUGGCAGGCAGCAGUGGCAGCACCAGGGAGAAAGCAAGCGCUGUGCUUUGUCAGAUUGUGGCUUCUAUCCAGCCCCCCCAGACUCCUCCAGAAGCACCUCAGUCUAGCCCUAAGGCUUGCAGUGUGGAAGAGCUCUACGCUAUUCCUCCUGAUGCAGAUACUGCAAAAGAUAUACCGAAAAGUACACCAGUCCGACCCAAAUCUCUCUUUACAUCUCAGCCUAGUGGGGAAGCGGAGGCACAUCAGACCACAGAAAACCCUACCACUAAAAUUCAGAAAGAUCCACUCGUGAAGCCAAUCACUUCCCCUCCCUCCAAAUUAGUGACCAGUGCCCAAAGUGAGCCACCACCUCCCUUUCCCCCACCACGGUCUACUUCCUCCCCUUACCAUGCAAGUAAUCUUUUGCAGAGGCAUUUCACCAAUUGGACCAAGCCAACCAGUCCUACCAGAUCAACAGAAGCUGAAUCAAUCUUGCAUUCUGAAGGCAGCAGGCGAGCAGCUGAUGCAAAGCCUAAACGUUGGAUAUCAUUUAAAAGCUUCUUCCGCCGUCGGAAAGCAGAUGAAGAAGAAGAGAAGGAGAAGGAGCGAGAGAAAGGGAAGCUGGUGGGCCUGGAUGGAACAGUCAUCCACAUGCUGCCGCCGCCUCCGGUCCAGCGCCAUCACUGGUUCACAGAGACGAAAGGAGAGUCCAAUGAGAAGCCCGCCAUUGUCUUCAUGUACAGGUGUGACCCUGACCAAGGCCAGCUCAGUGUGGAGCAAAGCAAGGCCGGGACAGAGAAAGGAAGAACAGAGGAUGUGUUACUCCAGUACUCAGAAGAGAAGAAAAGCAGCCAUUCUUCUCCAUCUCAGAUCCCUGACAAAGCUUCCAGUCGCGUGACCCAUGAAGUGGCAGAGGAAUUUUCUCCUCAGGAUCCAAAACCUCUGGCUGUGAAGCAAGAUGGCACUUCCGUCACACCAGCUUCGCCCCCGCCUGACCUGGAAAGGGAAGAAGAAAAAGAUGACACUGUGGAUCCUAUAGAUCUGAACUCCUGCAGCGCAACAUAUAGCAAUCUAGGGCAGUCAAGAGCAGCUAUGAUACCUCCCAAGCAUCCACGGCAUCCCAAGGGAGCUUCGGAUGAUGCCAUCACCUUCGGAGAGAAGACAGACCAAGAAGUAUUGAAUGCUUCCCAACCCACGCCACCCCCACUGCCAAAGAAAAUGAUUCGAGCCAAUACAGAGCCGAUCUCCAAAGACCUUCAGAAGACCAUGGAAAGUAGCCUUUGUGUCAUGGCUAAUCCCACCUAUGAUAUUGACCCCAACUGGGAUGCCAGCAGUGCUGGGUCAUCUAUUAGCUGUGAACUCAAAGGACUGGACAUUGAGUCUUACGACUCCUUGGAGAGACCUUUGCACAAAGAGAGACCUGUUCCUUCAGCAGCAAACAGUAUCUCCAGCUUAGCCACUCUCAGUAUUAAGGACAGAUUUUCCAACAGUAUGGAGUCCCUCUCCAGCCGACGUGGUCUCUCCUGUAGACAGGGUCGAAGCAUCCAGAAGCCACAGAGACAAGCACUUUAUCGAGGACUUGAAAAUCGGGAGGAAGUGGUGGGUAAAAUCCGAAGCCUUCAUACAGAUGCCUUGAAGAAAUUGGCUGUUAAAUGUGAAGACCUCUUCAUGGCUGGGCAGAAAGACCAACUCCGCUUUGGAGUGGACAGCUGGUCAGAUUUCAGGCUAACCAGCGACAAACCAUGCUGCGAAGCUGGAGAUGCGGUCUACUACACUGCCUCAUAUGCAAAAGAUCCACUCAAUAACUAUGCCGUCAAGAUCUGUAAGAGCAAAGCUCAGGAAUCUCAGCAGUAUUACCACAGCUUGGCUGUCCGGCAGAGUCUGGCUGUGCAUUUUAACAUCCAGCAGGAUUGUGGCCAUUUCCUUGCUGAAGUCCCUAAUCGUCUGCUUCCCUGGGAGGAUCCUGAUGCUCCUGAAAAGGCAGAGGACGAAACUGAGAACAGUGAGGAGGAGGUAAAAGCAGAAAGCGCCGGGGAAAACCCCCAGCCCUGCUCUGAAACAGAGUCGUCCCAGAAAAAGAACCAGCGAGUCACGAAUAGGAAACAGAGAAGCCAUGUUGUAGUGAUCACCAGGGAGGUUCCCCAUCUCACUGUGGCCGACUUUGUACGAGAUUCCUUGGCCCAUCAUGGGAAAAGCCCUGACCUGUAUGAGAGGCAGGUGUGUCUGCUGCUCUUACAGCUGUGCUCCGGCCUCGAGCAUCUCAAGCCCUACCAUGUCACUCACUGUGAUCUGCGCCUGGAGAACUUGUUGCUUGUCCAGCACCAGCCUGGGGGAGCUGCCCAAGGCCCUUCACCUGCAGAUCCUUGCCCCCCCUCAGCUUGUCCCACAAGGCUCAUCGUGAGCAACUUCUCGCAGGCCAAGCAGAAGAGCCAUCUGGUGGAUCCCCAGAUCCUCCGAGACCAGUCCCGCCUUGCCCCAGAGAUUAUCACAGCCACCCAGUAUAAGAAGUGUGAUGAGUUCCAAACAGGCAUCCUCAUCUACGAAAUGCUGCACCUGCCCAACCCUUUCGAUGAGAACCCAGAGCUGAAGGAGAAAGAGUACACUCGCACAGAUCUGCCUCGCAUCCCCCUCCGCUCACCGUACUCUUGGGGCCUGCAGCAGCUCGCCAGCUGCCUCCUAAACCCCAACCCUUCUGAGCGCAUCCUCAUUUCUGACGCCAAAGGCAUCCUCCAGUGUCUGCUCUGGGGCCCCCGUGAAGAUCUCUUCCAAACCUUCACCACCUCUGCAACCCCAGGACAGAAGAGUGCUCUGCUCCAAAACUGGUUGGACAUCAAGCGAACACUGCUGAUGAUCAAGUUUGCUGAGAAGUCCCUGGACAGAGAGGGGAGCAUCAGCCUCGAGGACUGGCUUUGCGCUCAGUACCUGGCUUUUGCCACCACAGACUCCCUGAGUUACAUUGUGAAAAUCCUGCAACACCGUUAAUGUGGCCUGGAUCUCGUUCUUAUUAUUAAGUAUUUCUACCUUCUUCGUGUUGCCCUCAGGUCCCUGUCCUAUACUCACUCAGAAUUCAGGAAAGGAGAGAAGCUAACCUGCCAUCCUUGUCCACGAGCAGAGGGGGCCAUUCAGCAAGGUCAUCCACAGCUUUACACAGUGAGAAGCCGAGUGUUUCCUUACUGUCCAGAAAUUCCACUGCACAGCCGUGCAGUCACCCUCCCGUGGAACAUUUGUCAUCUGAAUAGUCCCACAAACCUGGGGUCAAGAAGAAAAUGGACCAGCUCCGGCGGAGUGCACUUAGUAAGCUGCGUCCACCUCUUCCAGAACUGAAGCUAGUCUACCUGUCCUCACUAGCUAGCGGCACACAGCCACCAACAUCGGCUGUCCUCCAGGGAUGCCCUCCCAGCAGCUUCCUCUUCCUGUAAAGUACCCAUAGCUGCCUCUUUCCCAGGAGGCAUGCCAUUUUGCUUCUUGGAUCAGUUUUAGUCACUGGGGACUGGCCUGUGUCCUGGCCGAAAGUGAAAGAAGAGGAGAUUCCCGUCUGUUGGAUGGCGGGUCGUCCAUUCGUCCAUUUCCAUUCACUCUUAGUAAAUGUGCACCCUACACAAAGAACAUCCUGACAGCAGCAGCCCCGCCUCCACUGCUUGGCUGGCCUUCACCUUUACUCUGUCCCAACCUGCUGAAGUUUGGGUCUUUCAUCCACUUUUGGGGGCCCAUUACAGAGCUGACCGGAGGUGGUGUCCCCAAUGCCUCAGCAGGAUGGAAUGUAGUUCAGAGUUUAUGAAUAGUUGGCAGGACAUGAGGAAAUAAUGUCCUUGUGUGUGCAAUUCUCCAGGGGCCCUCAGGGAACAGACUUUAAAGUACUGUUCUUUGAUUACUAUCAGACCUAAUGGCACGGCAGCCCGGACUGGUGGUGGCUGAGUCAGUUGUCCCCCACAAGCAGAGACUGGCCGCCUCCCUUCCAUCAGUAGCCAGUAUCAGCUACCCUGCCAGAUGCUGUAGACAGUGGCUCUGAAUAAAAUGGCUGUCCACUUUAGCAUUACCAUUGCCUUAGAAGGCACCUCAGAGCUGGCUGUUGAAAUGGCCAGAAGGCAAGGGAUGAGGGGAAGGCCACUAAGAUGGCUGGCCUGCUCCUAAGAAUGCUAGCCUCUUCCAGAAGGACCGCCUCCCAGAGUGAGUGGCCCACUGCUCCGAAGACUUUGUGGUGGCCUGACGGCUGUGGUAGAUGGCCGAAAGCUGUUCUUGUGGGACCUGUGCUCUCCCAUGAAUUAUGUGCAAUUUUUGUAUGUAUUUUUAAUCUGUAUAUUACAGUGUUUAUGUUGCAACUUUACCUGAGUGAGAACUACAGAAACCUUCCUCUCUUCCCUUGGCACAUACUUGCGCUAAGAAGCGAGUAUUCUUUCCGCCUGUGUGUGUAUGUUCGCUCAUGCACUUGUUGUAUUCAAAACUGUGAGUAUCUGUUUACUUCAACCUCAACAUCCCAAGAGUCACUUGAAUGGUAAGCAUGUACACAUGUGUGCCUGUGUGCACACACAUGCUGGAGGUAGGGACCAGGCCUCCAGGGAAGCAGCCUGUAGCAGAGUUCGCAGACCUGUUCUCUGCACCCUGCCAGUGAGGAACCUGGAGAGCCCUCAUCCACCAGCGCAGAGUCAUCUUAAAGCCAAGACUGAUUGUGCAGUAUUACUUGGGUGGCACCGUAGUGGCCUUGGACAUUUCUAGACUUUUAACAUUUUUAACAGCCUUUCAUGUGAUUCACCCUUAUCAAAGAGAAUCGAAAAAGGAGAAUGUAUUUUAUUAUUCAUUUUUAAAGAGAAUAAUAUGUGUGAGUCUGCAUAGGGAGGAUGGCCUUGUGUUCCUGGCUAGCUCCCCGAACUCCCAGGAAAGAGGGCUAGUUGGCUCACGGAGAGUCUUGGCCCUUCUAGACAGCAUGACCGUGGAGUGGGCAGCCGUGGGUCGUGGUUGCAUCACGCCUAGCCGGCUGGGGUUUGAUUCAUCUUACAUAGCCCAUGUGCACAUAACUCCCCGCCCAAUUAUGCACUGAACUGGCAGAGUGACGACCACUGGCGGGUCAGCUGGCACAGUCCUUCACUCCACACAACAUCUGCAGACUGAGAUAUUUGCUCAGUGUCGCUCUCAUGGUGCCUUGCCCAUGUAAACCCAAACGUUGACUGUGGAAGGAGGUUGCAUAUUUAAUGCAGAAUGUUCCCUAGCCCUCUGUUUGUUCUGUCUGUAGAUACCCUUUUCCUGUUAGCUUCGACCCAGCCUUCUUUCAUGCUGCGGUAAAACAAGCAUGCGCACUUCCGCUGCCACUGCCUCACCGUGCUGGUAAACAGCGCUCUCCCUUCCACGUGAUUCCCUCACCGCGCUGGCAAGCUGAGCACACGUGAUUCCCUCACCGCGCUGGCAAGCUGAGCACACGUGAUUCCCUCACCGCGCUGGCAAGCUGAGCACUCCCCCUUCCACGUGUCUCUCACUGUUCUUAAGUCCACACAAGUGAGAGGCGAAAUAAAAGCCUAGUGACAAGAGAAGGGCCUCAGCUUCCCAGAGACAGGUGGCUGUGUUACCUGUCUCUGGGGAAUCGCCACAGAAUGUGAUGGACAGGAAGAGGAUGUCCUAGGUUAGGUCAGAACAGACAAGGAUUGUAUUUCUAGGCAGAGUCCAUCAGGUGGUCCUCUGAGCAUUUCUCAAAAUAGUGAAAUUCAGUCAGUAUAACUUUAUCAUAGAUUCCCAUUUUAAUUCAUCCGCCGGCUGAAGGGAACUCCUACCCUCUGCAGACACAUACACACAUAUAUACAUACAUAUAUUAUGAAUUUUGGAGUGUCACUGGUCUAGCACUUGAAGUUCUCCUAAGUAACGUCUGUAUUGAGCGGGUUGUUUUUUCUUUUAAAGUCUAUGCCAUAGAUUCUUCCAUUACAUUGAGAGUGUGAACAGCUAAGCCCCUUUGGAGCUUUUCCUUCAGUCGCGUGAACACUGUCUCAGCACGUGUGGACGCUAGAGAAUCAGGACUGUGGCUGGAGCAGGCAGCAGUAAAUGUCUCUCUCAGAGUGCCUUGUUAGCAUAGUAACCUGGCCAUGGAAAUAAGAAGUGUUUCACAGAGAGGCCCAGGCUACCAGCAGCCUCCUGUGCCGCAGAGGAGAGCCCUUUGGGGAUGUGUUCACCCACACAGUGUGCAAAAGUUCACCAUGAAGGACAGCAGUUAGAUGAGCAAACGAGCAACAGAACCCGUGGGGGGCAACAUGAGACUCAUAAGCAUCACCAGCCCCGAGGCUGAGUCAGACUGGCAGGCAGGCCGAUGGCAGUGGCUUCCGGGAUUUGCUCUCAAGAGGUGGGCUGAAUGGGGUCGUGGGGGAUGUGCGCUCCUGCUCCUAAACUGCUGGAGCUGGGGGCCAAGAAGCGCAUCCCUCAGGAGCUAACAGAGCAGCCUCCGGAGCAUCACAGGAGUGCCAGUUCUGCCUUGGAGCUCAGGGUGUAUUCAUGAACGUGGAAAUCUGAGCCUCCAGGAGGAUCCAUGUUUCUAAGAGCAAAGCCUCUGUUGUCACAGAAUCCCAGGAACGAUCUUGACGCCCACGGAGUAGCAGGUCACAGAAGGCUUACACUCAGCUUUUCACGUUUAAUUCAUCCAAUACCGGAAAAUCACCGGGCAUUAGCCGGUGACCUGCCUACUGUCAGGAUUUCCCCAUAGCUUUUACCCAGAGUGAUCCAAAAAGAUACAGGCUAGUCUCAAAAACUGGGGUGGAUUUUGGAGGCAUCAUUGUAUUUCAAGUAAUUCUGGGUAUAUAAAGCACACACAUACACUUGGAAACGGGACAAGAGGAACUCAGCUCGCUGGGCCAGCUCUGGCAUGCUUUUCAUUCCCCUCUCUAGUGGGUAAGGAUUGGGAUUCUGAUCCAGUCUAAUAAGUGAGCAGGAUAGCUGCCCAUAAAACUGGGUUAUUAGAUUUACUUCACUGAAGCUCAUCUUCUCAAAGGCCCAAAGUGCUGCGCUGAGACAGACCCAAGUGCUACCCCUGCGGAAGUGUGCACUGAAGUCCACACUCACAGCAGUGCACGGCCGGAGACCCCACGGCCCCAAACCAGUGCCCCCACAGGAGGUCAGAAGAGCCGUAAUGCAUGAUCUUAGACAGGUUAUACCAAAGAAGUCAAGCCUUUCCAUCCUGCUUCUCAGACGAUGGGGCUGUGCUGUGACCGGUGCCAGAGGAAGGGAAUCUGUACACAUUCCACGACCUGGGUGUUCAACUGUAAGUCAUUCUCAGAAAGAAAGAAAAGAAAAAGCAGUGCAUUUUGCACAUGAGGAGAAAAAGAAGGUGAGGGUGGUGGGAGUAAGGGAGUGGCAGCGGCCAAA
Messenger RNA from Microtus ochrogaster (prairie vole), 10338 nucleotides. RefSeq names its product pseudopodium enriched atypical kinase 1 (gene Peak1). Lineage: Eukaryota; Metazoa; Chordata; Mammalia; Rodentia; Cricetidae. Gene Ontology annotation, molecular function: ATP binding; protein kinase activity. Gene Ontology annotation, biological process: protein phosphorylation. The record is from RefSeq and is a predicted model, not a curated record. Gene Ontology annotation, cellular component: actin cytoskeleton; focal adhesion.